Messenger RNA from Micromonas pusilla CCMP1545, 1240 nucleotides. Its product is annotated as glucokinase. NCBI's taxonomy places the organism in Eukaryota, Viridiplantae, Chlorophyta, Mamiellophyceae, Mamiellales, Mamiellaceae. The transcript has 2 exons. The coding region runs from base 16 to 1194 and encodes 392 amino acids. Gene Ontology annotation, biological process: glucose 6-phosphate metabolic process; glycolytic process. Gene Ontology annotation, molecular function: ATP binding; glucokinase activity; D-glucose binding. The record is from RefSeq and is a predicted model, not a curated record.
CGCUCCGCACCGAUAAUGUCGGCCGCACCCGCGAUGGGCGCGCACGUAUCAUCGCUCGCGAGGACCACCUCGAACACGCGCCGCGUCGCCGGCGUCGCCGCCGCGGGCGGCGCGUUCCUCGUGAACAAACUCCGCGGCGUCUCGUCGAAGCGCGCGUCCGCGUCCGCGCCGCGCUCGCGCCGAUCCCGCCGCGCGCUCGCGCUGACGACCGCGUCGUCCACGGUCGUCGUCGGCGACAUCGGCGGCACGAACGCGCGCCUGCAGGUCUGGAACAUCGUGGACGGCGCGCAGACGCUGAAGUACGAGAACAUCUACGGCACGAAAGGCCACGAGACGUUCGAGUCCGUCAUCUCCGACCUCUACAGAGACGCGGGCGUGGAUCCCUCGGACGUCCACUCCGCGUGCUUCGCCGUCGCCGGCCCCGUCGCGAACGACGCGUGCGCCAUGACGAACGUCUCGUGGGUCAUCGACGGCGCGAAGCUCGAGAAGGAGUUUAAGAUCGACUCCGUGAAGGUAAUCAACGACUUCGCCGCGGUCGGGUACGGCGUGUUGGACCUGAAGCCGGAGGAGAUGGUGACGUUGAACCCCGGGUCCCCGGACGCGAGAGGGCCCAUCGCGGUGCUCGGUCCCGGCACCGGGCUGGGCGAGGCGAUGCUCUUCUGGAACGACGAAGCGGAGGAGCACGACGUCAUCCCGAGCGAGGGGUCGCACGCGGACUUCGCGCCCAGGGGGGAGACGCAGUCCGCGCUGCUGGCGUACUGCGAGAGGACGUUGGGGGAGUGCGAGAUCGAGCAGGUGUGCUGCGGGAGCGGCAUCGUGCGCAUCUACGACUUUCUUCGCGAGCGCCGAGGCGCGGCGGAUAAGCCGGAGUUGGACCCCGCGGGGGUGACGGACGCCGCGCUGGACGGGUCGUGUCCGCUGUGCGUGGAGGCGGUGGACAUCUUCCUCGCGAUUCUCGGCGCGGAGGCGGGGAACCUCGCGCUGAAGUGCCUCGCGAGCGGCGGGGUGUACGUCGCCGGAGGGAUCCCGCCGCGGCUCAUGAAGCUCAUCGGCGACGGCGGGACGCUGCUCGACGCGUACGUUCGGAAGUCGUGCCGGUACACGAACGUCCGGAGUGGGUUUCCGCUGCACAUCAUCCUGAACGAUAAGAUUGGGCUCGCGGGGGCGAAGGUGUUCGCGCUGAGACAGCUGUGACGAGCGCGAGUAGCGCGCCGCAGGGUGUAUUACAGUAUGUGGAGUC